Messenger RNA from Cladocopium goreaui, 1637 nucleotides. The record is from the annotation of a GenBank genome assembly. NCBI's taxonomy places the organism in Eukaryota, Dinophyceae, Suessiales, Symbiodiniaceae.
AUGGUGCAAGAAGAGGGUGCUCCCAUGCAGGUCGACAGUGAUGAAGGGAUUGAGCUUUACAAUGCCCUUGUGGUUGAAGUCCUCUCCAGUCAAGAGCUGAUGGUGCCGGGAACCAAGUUGAUGAGAGCCGAGAAGCAGCUUCUCAUUUAUCACUACGCAGCCAAAGUGCAUGAGUUCCGCGAGCAGAUCCUGUCCCUUUGGCGUGGAGAGAGUGAGGUUCCACAGGAGGGCCUGGCGGAGCCUUUCUUGAGCUGCGUGCGGAAGCUGAAGACGUCUUGGCAGGACCAGGGGAAGUGGACGGCCACCGUGAAAGCCAAGAAGGUCUUUGGCCAUUCAGGAAUCAUCAAGUUCUGCCAAACAAUGCCCAGCUUUCCCACCUCCAGCAAUGGCAGUUUCGUCUUUCUCCAACAACGGCCCACAGCCGGAGCACCCUCCGGGCUGUGGAGCUUCACGGAAGGCUGCGGCAGUGACCCCGUCGCAGACCUGGAGACCAAAGGGUUGGCCCUUGUGCUUCGCAUGGACAGCUACCUGAAAGAUGCUGUGGUACUGGUCAGCCCAUGCCUACAGAACGGGGUCAUGGCUCAUUCGGAAGAUCUGUCCAAGAUGAUCAUGAGAGAACCAGAAGUUUGGCGCAGGCUGCUGAAGACAGAACACGAGCUCUUCAGCCCUGCCAGUGCAUCGUUGAUUAAGCAGGUCUUGCGAUCAGGUGCUGCCACGGUCACCCCGAAGAAACCCAGGAGGAAGAACCUCAAGUUGUUGAGAUCCAACGGCGCCCACUUAUCGGCUGACUCCCUCCGCACUGGCCAGUUGCGGGAACGCUUUGCUAUGAUUUUGGGUAUGAAUCCCAAGAGCCUGCGCCAGAGCAUCCACUGGAACCUCUUCAUGUGGCCAAAGAAGCAUCACUGGGCUCUAGUGGUACAACCUGCCGAAGAUUUCCUCGUUCGCAUUGUGGACGACUUUGCAUAUUCACCAUCCCAUUGUUUCAGUUCUGAGGUGCCUUCAGCGAGAUUUUAUCUCAUCUUGGAGCUUCUGCUUGAAGGUAACGUCUUCUUCCCCCUGGUGAGCGUCAAGAGCGACUUCAUCAGCGACAUGCCAAAUGUUCUGCCCUUGGGCCUUGUUGGCCCAAUGAACUUGGUACAGAUGGAGCAGCAUGCGCUCGAGGUCAUUGCUUCUUACAAGAACUAUAGCCUCAUCGGUUGCAACUGCCAACACUUCGCCGCCGACGUGGCCUUGGCCCUGGGCGCACGACAUCGCCCGGCGCCCGAGGACGAACGCCUGGCGAAGAGCGCCGCCAGCGGCGCCAACGCCGUGGGCGCCGCGGGGGUGUCGGUGGCGGCCUGCGCAGCGGCAGGCGCUGCGGGCACCUCAGUGCUGGGUCUCAGCGGCUUACCGCUGGGCAGCGCCAUGGGCUCGGCCUCAGCGGUGCUGGGCACGGUGGCGGCCAGUGCCUCCGUGGUGGGCGUGGUGGGGGGCUUGACCUUGAUGGGGGUGGCGCAAGCCUAUGAGGCCAUGCGGGACGCCUCGCGCGAGAACGGGCCAGAGCUUCAAAACUUGGACGGCAAGGAAUCUGAGGAUGAAUCAACCACGGCCAGUGGCUCCGAUUCAUAGAUAUCCACAUGGAUGGUUUUGGGUUUUCU